UGCUCUAUCCCGGCCGCGCAGCUCUGCGGCUUUGCCCGCGCGCCUCAAGAAUCUGGGCAUGAUGCCACUUACCUUCAGUCCCAACACUCAGAAGACAGAUACAGACAAAUCUCUCUGAGUUCCAGGCCAGACAAGUUUCUCAAACUUGGACUAAGGAAAGAAUCUUGGAAGAAAAGCAAACCAUAUCGCUGCUGCCGAGACCUCACCUGUCUGCCUCCAGCUCUGCAGAAGGAAGAAAGUGGGAUAGUCACACACCCACACCCUGUCUUCAUGGGCCUUUAACCUAACUUCUAAUUCCCUGAGCCAACUUUGAUCACAUUUACCCUCUAAUCUUUAGUGUUGGCAAGUGUGGACAUCUGAACACCGUCCUCUGGAGCCAGUGUUUUGGGCUGAGGGUGUUGAGAGGGUACUGAGGACUGAGCAACCAGGGCUGUGUGCUGAAGUCACCAUGUCCACCAAGGUCCCCAUUUAUCUGAAACGUGGCAGCCGCAAAGGCAAGAAGGAAAAGCUUCGGGACCUGCUGUCCUCAGACAUGAUUAGCCCACCACUUGGGGACUUCCGUCACACUAUUCACAUUGGCAGUGGUGGUGGUGAUGACAUGUUUGGGGACAUCUCCUUCCUGCAGGGCAAGUUCCACCUCCUUCCAGGAACAGCAGUGGAGGAGGCUGAGGAGGAUGGCAGCUUCGACCUUCCCUUCCAGUUCACUCGCACUGCCACAGUGUGUGGGCGGCAGCUCCCCGACGGACUGUCACCUCUGCUCAAAAAUGCCAUCUCCCUCCCUGUCAUUGGAGGUCCCCAGGCUCUCACCCUGCCCACAGCCCAGGCUCCACCUAAGCCUCCUCGCCUGCACCUGGAGUCACCACAGUCGUCUCCAAAGUCCUCCCCGCAGGAGGCAGGAAAUGUGGACAUCUGGAGGAUUCCAGAGGCCAGCUCCCCCCACAAUGGGAUGAGCCCAGAGCCAGAGGCUGAAGAGCCUUUCCUGUCCCAUGCCAGCUCCCUGCUGUCUCUGCACGUGGACCUGGGGCCAUCUAUCCUGGAUGACGUCCUUCAGAUCAUGGAUCAGGACCUGGGCCACGUGCAGAUCCCCACAUAGGACCCUUGCUGACCAGACAGGUCACAGGGGCUGUGGUGACACCAAGAGACAUCUAUGGACAUGGCCCUGACCUAGGAGUCAGCGUCCCAGAUCUCACCUGUGGGUGCUGGUCAGUGACUGUGUUUUGAGCCUUUUCUUUUCUUCCCUCCUCCCAAUGGACAGACAACAUAUUUUCUUCCCUCUAACAACAUCCACAGGGGGCUAUGUCAGAUUUGCCCCAGAUAUUAUUGAGCCUCUUAGGUCACCUGGGGCCCCACUUCCAAUAGUUCCCUUUCCCUUGCUGAAAUGGACUCUACCCCUUUUCCACUCCCCUCCACCCAUCUGUCUUUGCGCCCUGGUCUGGGAGCAUGUUGUCCGUAACCAGACAUGAUAUGCCUUGUGUCCUGUCCCAUACCUUCUCCACAUGACCAGGGGAUUCUGGUUGCAAUAAAACAUGCUGCUGGUGGUGGCUGAGCAUCCUG
Messenger RNA from Myodes glareolus (Bank vole), 1554 nucleotides. The record is from RefSeq and is a predicted model, not a curated record. NCBI's taxonomy places the organism in Eukaryota, Metazoa, Chordata, Mammalia, Rodentia, Cricetidae.